Messenger RNA from Penicillium waksmanii, 2151 nucleotides. RefSeq names its product Zn(II)2Cys6 transcription factor. The record is from RefSeq and is a predicted model, not a curated record. The transcript is spliced from 10 exons. Lineage: Eukaryota; Fungi; Ascomycota; Eurotiomycetes; Eurotiales; Aspergillaceae. Gene Ontology annotation, biological process: DNA-templated transcription; regulation of DNA-templated transcription. Gene Ontology annotation, molecular function: DNA binding; zinc ion binding; DNA-binding transcription factor activity, RNA polymerase II-specific. The coding region runs from base 1 to 2151 and encodes 716 amino acids.
AUGGUAGCACCGAAUCCGCGAUCGGCUAAUGCAUGCGAGGCAUGCCGCCGACGAAAGGUGAAAUGCUCCGGCGAACAACCUUGCCGAGGGUGUUUAAAACAUGGCUGGAGCUGUACAUUUGGGCAUACAGGUCGAAGAAGAUUCUCUGAAGCUCAAGUGCAGCAUCUCCUGGACAAGAUAAGGUCGUACGAAGAGAGGCUUGCAGGCCAACCCUCCGAGCCAUCGAUUCUCUCUCCCGUUACUUCCGGACCAGGCCCGAGCCGUACAGCUCGGGAAGCCGAGGCCGAAACGCCGGCCAGCAGUGGGCCCAAUAAUCCAUCCCGGGGAUUUUCAUACAAUGAAAGUGUUUCUGCAAUCAGUCCCGAACAAAUUGAAGCGACGGAUCUCGCAUCUGGGCCGGCAUUUGAAUCUCAGGCCAGAUCUCUCCUAAAUAGGUCUCAACCAAGUCCCUUUGCGGCUCGAGAUUAUACGAGAAGCAGAGGUCAUAGUCGUUCUUAUUCUCAAUGGACAUCAGUCGACACAUUACUCGAAGAUAAUAACGAAUUAUUGCCGUCACUUGAGCAAUCACAAUAUUUGCUCGAGCAAUUCCUUUUUUACUUGGGUGUCAGCCAGCAUUUCUUUGACUCGAGAACAUUCUCGGAUUCUCUCAUGCUUCUUUUUCAGACUUCAGAGACCCGAGAAGAAGUAAAAAGAUCUACAUGGUACACCGAAUAUCUUCUUGUCAUGGCAAUGGCCAAGCUCAUGGACGUGGAAAGUCCCACCAGCCAGCCACCUGGCUCCGCCCUUUUCACGGAGGCACUGAGUCGGCUUCCCCAAUUACAUCAUCUCGGGGGGGAGGGUGUUAUCGCUGUCGAGAUACUUACGCUCAUGGCCACAUAUCUCCAGUGGUGCGACCGCAAACAUGAUGCAUAUCUUCAUAUUGGCCUUGCAUUGCGCCUAGCCAUUGCACUUGGUUGCAAUCUCCCCGAAAGUGAACAAAGCUGUCUUCCGUCUCAGAGUGCUCAUAGAGUCCGGUUGUGGUGGACAGUUUAUAUGUUGGAUCGGCGAUUGUCAUCCGGUCUAGGUUUGGCCGCUGGAGCUGAUGAGCGACAACUCCGAGCUGGCUUUCCCAGAAACGUCGCAGGCUUUCAAUCCCCUGUUGCACUAAAUAUCAAUGUCCGUAUUGCUCGUAUAACAGAUGAGAUCAUGUCAUCGCUGUAUGGGAAUUCUUCCAUCACAGAGCUUGACUUGGUCAAAAGGAUCCAAGACAUCUUGAAAGAAUUGUCUGACAUCGGUCGGUCGUUUCCUCAAGCUCUAGUUCUCGAUUUUACUCGACCUCUUGGCAAUGUCACCCGUACAGGUGCAUCUCUAUAUCUAAUGCUUUUUCAGGCUAUCAUCUUAUGUACUCGACCAAUAUUGCUACGCAGUGUCCGUUUAGGGGUCCAACGGCAGCAAAGACUAGAGGCCUCUGAGAUAGUACCCGAUAUGCUUUCACGGCUUUGCGAUACUUGCAACGAAGCGGCCACGCGAAGCUUGGCAAUAUUGCACUCCCUACAACGCCAAAGAACAAUACCCCGCUUCGGAUUUUUCGAUUUAGAUGCGACAUUCUCGGCCGCAUUUGUACUCGUUAUGGGUGGCUUUAUCAAUAACUCCCAGGAUGAGCCUCCUCCGGCAUUGAGCCAAGCCUACGAGGUUCUGCAAUUUUUAGCUCGGUCUGGGAAUUUUGCAGCUGAGCAGCGACUCCAGGACAUUUCCCAGUCUUGCUCACACGUGUGGCCAAGCCAUAUCUUCAACAAAGCUUCAUCGAGUGAAGGGUCUCCCCAAGUCAGCAUGAAUUCACGACCCGGAGGACUUAAUCUAACUCGGGACGAAAGUGGAGACAGGCGCCGCUUCGGAAAUUUUCCAAUACAGCCUCGACCAAGCAUGUCAUUUGAACCAGGUAGUCGACACAAUCAUCAUGAUGAGAGUCAAUUACUUGAGCCAUGGGCAAAUCUGCUAUCAACAGAUACGGUUUUUGGCACGCGGGAUGACUGGAAUAUUGACUUAUCUGGAGAGGCAGAAGACAUAUACUCCAGUUUCAACAACCCAACUCUUCCCUUAACGGGUGUUGAUUACAUGGAUUGGUUGGAGAUUGAGAAGGUACUCAAUGGUCCAGAGACACUACCAAGUUGA